AUGUCAAGACUAGAUCCUUUAAUAGUAUCUGGUGUUAUAGGAGAUGUAUUGGAUCCAUUUACAAGGUCUAUAGACUUUAAUGUUGUUUACAAUAAUAGGAUGCAAGUCUACAAUGGCUGUGGUUUGAGGCCUUCACAAAUUGUCCACCAACCUAGGGUUGACGUGGGAGGAGAUGAUCUUCGCACUUUUUACACUCUGGUUAUGGUGGAUCCAGAUGCUCCAACCCCGAGCAAUCCAAACCAGAGGGAGUAUCUCCACUGGCUGGUCACAAAUAUCCCAGCAACCACAGGAGCACACUUCGGGAAUGAAAUUAUACAAUACGAGAGUCCACGACCUUCAUUGGGAAUUCAUCGCUAUAUUUUUGUGCUGUUUCGACAAUUGACUCGAGAUGUUGUGAAUGCUCCUGAUAUAAUUGAUUCUCGUGAGAAUUUUAACACAAGAGACUUUGCAAGGUUUUACGAUCUCAAUUCGCCUGUUGCUGCUAUGUACUUCAAUAGCAAUAGGGAAAGUGGUACUGGUGGCCGUCACAUAUAA
This is a messenger RNA of Nicotiana tabacum (common tobacco), 534 nucleotides long. RefSeq names its product protein VERNALIZATION 3. Lineage: Eukaryota; Viridiplantae; Streptophyta; Magnoliopsida; Solanales; Solanaceae. The record is from RefSeq and is a predicted model, not a curated record.